AUGGAUCCGGCCAAAUUGCCGCGUUGGCAUCUACCCGACCGAGUGUCCUCUCGGUUUGUCGACACGUCGCCCGCAGGGCUCAAGUUCCACGUCCUGGAAUCCGUGCCAGACCAACCGCCAGAGCCAGAGUCGGGAAGCAACAAGUCUCUUCCGCCCCUGAUCCUUCUCCUUCACGGCUUCCCGAACCUCUCGUACGACUGGCGAUACGUGCUCCCCAAGCUAGCAGCGGGGGGUUGCUACGCCGUCGCUUUCGACCUGCGAGGCUUCGGGCGCACCCACAACGCCGAUCUGACGCCCAUUCCGGACUGCGCAAUACACCCCAUGGCCGCCGUCUGCGACGUGGUCACCCUGGUACACGCCUUGGGAUACACAACGAUACGCACGCUGGUAGGUCACGACCUGGGCGCCUACAUGGCCGCCAUCACCGCGCUCGUGAGACCCGACAUGGUGGAAUCGCUGCUGCUCUUGGCGCACACCUGGAAAGGUAUUGCCAACGUGCCGCUGGGGGCCUCGCCCGCGAAAGCCCUGGCUUCUCGGGUGCCCCGCCCUCUUCCUCGCCGGUGGGAGGGGGACCACGAUCCGCAUAUACAGGCGUCCCUGGCCAGGCUUGACCCGCCUAGGAAACACUACAAAUGGGACAAUGCCUCUCCCGGCGCGGCAGACGAGUGGACCUACCCCGCGGGGCCGCCGCUGCGAGAGUUUCUGAGGGGCUAUUUCCACCUCAAGUCGGGCGCUCAUGCGCAGAAAAUACCGCCUCGGCCGCUCAAGUCCUGGACGGCCCAAGAGCUGGCUAUUCUGCCUCACUACUACGUCAUGCGUGCCGACAAGACCAUGCGGGAGAACGUUGCCCUGGACAUGCGGGAGGAGCCUCGCCAGGUGGCUGAGGGGCUUUCCGGGACGCCCUGGCUUGCCGAGACCGACGUCGACGUGUACGAGCGCGAGUUCACGCGGACGACGUUUCGCGCUCCGCUGCUUUGGUACCGAGUGCUGACCGAUCCAGAACGGUCCAGGGACUUGCUGUGCUUGGCGGGGUCCAAGAUCAGGAUUCCUGCCAAGUACGUUUCGGGCGUCGGCGAUUGGGGCACGUACCAGAUCCCGGGGGGUCUGGAGGCGAUGCAGGAGGGCGUGAGCGUCGAGCCCGAAUGCUGGCGAGGUGCGACGCUGGUGCCUGGGGCUGGCCACUGGGUCAAUGUGGAGAAGCCGGACGAGAGUGCUCUCGAGAUAUUGGAGCUAGCAAGAUCCGUGGCGUCGAAGCCCCUAGCAUCUCGUGGCUGA
Molecule: messenger RNA, 1275 nt
Organism: Ustilaginoidea virens
Lineage: Eukaryota; Fungi; Ascomycota; Sordariomycetes; Hypocreales; Clavicipitaceae
Exons: 1
Coding region: 1-1275 (424 amino acids)
Molecular function (GO): hydrolase activity
Source: RefSeq, a predicted model, not a curated record